Messenger RNA from Myotis davidii, 2011 nucleotides. It is a transcript of the gene TMEM200C, whose product is annotated as transmembrane protein 200C. Bases 899 to 2011 code for a protein of 370 amino acids. NCBI's taxonomy places the organism in Eukaryota, Metazoa, Chordata, Mammalia, Chiroptera, Vespertilionidae. The record is from RefSeq and is a predicted model, not a curated record. The transcript has 5 exons.
UGCGUUACAUAACCGGUUACCUAAAACUAAAUAUUCCACUCCAAGAAGCUGUCCAGAUGUUGCAGAAAAGAGAUGAUGAAAAGGCUACGAAAGGGAUCUGCUUGCCUUUAGCUGUGGGAACAGUCAUAGGUGGAAGACGUCUUUGUGCAGAUAUUUGUCAGAGCAUUGGCACCUCUCUCUGGUGUUCUGCCAGCAGUGGGCUCUCUAUUAAUGACCUGGGGCACAUAAGCUGCCAGCAUAUGUAUGACCUUUAAUUUUCACCCCGUGAAAUGAAUCCCCUUUGUGCAACAUAGUAACUUUGGGGGCUGUUUUAGUGACUGAUGACUGAACCUUGACAAAUUAUUGGCUUAGGGUGAGAGUUGAAAUUCUUGCGGCAAAUCCCUUGGGAAUCUUCUGACUCCAGGAGGACCGCGGGGAUGGCUUUUGCCUGGAAAGUCCUCAACUGCUACGCUGAGUCCCCACAUUUGGUGUCUCCUAAUGGUCAGAGCUCUGUUGGCUGCCAACCAGGAGAGUUUGAAAUGAAGAAGCUGGAAUGUUAGCCGUAGAGUGUGUGUGAAUGGAGGCAUGGGGGAGGGAAGAAGGCUUCUCUCAAAGUGUCUUACCGCCUUCUAUCAAUGUUUGCAACAACGCUGUGUCUCCCCAGUCCUCCGACCCCAUCCCCCUGGUCUCUCUAGGCCGCACUCCCCUUAGUGUGCCUGGGGAGGAGGCACACCUGUGGAGGGCUGGGGGGAGCAGGACAGUGGCAGCGCGCGGCAUGGUGCUGCAGCCAAGCCGAAAGCCUGACUGUUUUCCUCUGCUUUGCAGCGGGAGGAGGUGGCGGAGCAGCUAGCGGGCAGCGGGCGCCCCCCCUGCGCAAGCCUCCGCCCCCGGGGCUAGCCCCGCACCCCACCGGCGCGCCAUGAUCGCCACCGGCGGCCUGCUGAGGAUUUCCGCCCGGAAGCAGGAUCCCCUCCGCCCUCCCAGCCAGGUUCCCAAGCGCAAGCGGAAAGUCCAGAAGAGGCGCAAGAACGACGUGGUGGUGGUGAAGGGCAAGCUGAAGCUGUGCUCCAUCUCGGGGCUCAUCGCCCUCUGCGGGAUCCUGGUGCUGCUGGUGGGCAUCGCCAUGGCCGUGGUGGGUUACUGGCCCAAGCGCGCCGCCGCCCCUUCUCCGCCCUCCUCCACGUCUGUGGGCUUCUUCUUCCGCGUCUUCUCGGGCUACCUGAACUCGGACAAGCUCAAGGUCUUCGGGCCCCUCAUCAUGGGCAUCGGCAUCUUCCUCUUCAUCUGCGCCAACGCGGUGCUGCACGAGAACCGCGACAAGAAGACCAAGAUCAUCAACCUGCGGGACCUCUACUCCACCGUCAUCGACGUGCACAGCCUGCGCGCCAAAGACCUGGCCGCCGCCGCCUCGGCGCCCCCCGGGGCCAUUCACCUGGUGUCCAUCACUGGUUGCAUAGUCACUAUCUCAGCUCUUCCAUUCAUGUUAAGGAUGUUUCAACCCCCGCCCUCCCCGCGCGGCGUGGACCUGAACUUGAACCUUCAGGCCAAAGCUGCUGCCCCUUCGCCCCCCUUGGAACCGGAGGACCCGCCCCCCGCCAGGCUGGGCUCGCCCAGCUCCCAGUCCGAGGACCUAUCCUGCAGCCAUGAAGGCUACAGCCCCCUGCGGGAGGCCGGCACCUCCUUGGAGUCGGUUGUGGACGCAGGAACCGGUAAAAGUCCGGACUGUGAGGCCACCGCCGCCCAGGGCGCGGAGGAGCAGAGCCCUCCAGAGACCGUCCGGGAUGAUGCCAGCCAAGGGCCACCCAGGGACCAGCCACCCCAGCCAGUGCAGAGGCCGUUUACAAACCAGGAGAAACUCUUCAUGAUUUCCCGGUCUCACGCCCCGGGGGUAGAGGUCGGAGAACUGGAAAAGCUGGUGCUGAAUGCAGAGCCUUUUCUACCCACUGAUAACUACAGGGUCCCAGAAGUGCCACAGUCCCGCUUCUCUGAUUUCAUUCAUGCACGUUAUGAAGACCAACUUCAACAGCAAUAA